AAUGGAAAAAAUUGUUAAAAUUGCCAAGUAAUAAAUUUUGGACAUUUGGUACUGUAAUGUUAUUUUGUCAAUUAUCACUUAAAUUGUCCGAUUUAUGUAUUAUAAUUUGAUUCUUUAAUGGUAAACCCUUGUAAAAUAGCUCAAAACUGGAAUUAUAAAAGAACUUAACCCAUACACAGCUUAGUUUUCAGUAGUUUUAACUCUCAAGUUGAAAAAAGUUUAAUUCGUUCAGGUGUAAAUUAUUUUAUCAGCACAAAUUUCUAUACCUUAAAUUAAUAAAUUAAUGGCAUCUCAUCUGCAAUUUUCCUCUAGAAUCAACCUUUACAAUUUUACUCCUUAAUGAAAUUGUAAAAUGAUGACAGAAUCGAAUAAUAAUACCGACCACGAGUCCUGGUACAGACUCAACAAAGUCAUCGGAAACGGCUCAUUCGGUAUCGUACACGAAGCAUACCUACUCAAAACCAACGAACAAGUCGCCAUCAAAAAAGUCCUACAAGACCCUCGAUAUAAGAAUCGUGAGUUAACGAUAAUGAAGGAUUUGCGUCAUCCGAACAUUAUAAAGCUGCGGGAUUACUACUUUACGGUGCAGUACAAUAAUUCAACCUCUACGACAACGCCUUCGAAUAAUCAAGCUAAGCCCACAAAACCCAACGGUGAGGAGAAGUACCUGAACCUGGUCAUGGAAUAUAUGCCAGACACUGUCCACAAGGUCAUGAGAACUUACUUUAAAUCACUUGGGUUUGUUCCUCUGAAUUUGAUUCGGACCUACGCGUUCCAAAUUUGCAGAGCGUUUGGGUACCUCCACUCCAUGAACAUUUGUCACCGGGACCUCAAACCACAUAACUUACUCGUAGAUCCUUUUACCAACGUACUUAAAUUGUGUGACUUCGGAAGCGCUAAAAAACUGAUCAAGGGUGACUGGAGCGUGUCAUACAUUUGCAGCAGGUUUUAUAGAGCACCUGAACUCAUGCUCGGGUCAAAUGAAUACACCACAGCCAUAGACGCAUGGUCUAUAGGCUGCGUUUUAUCUGAACUACUACUAGGGAGACCAAUUUUCUGCGGAGAUACCUCCAUCGAUCAACUCGUCAAAAUUAUACAAAUUCUAGGUACGCCGAGUGUGAUUGAGAUGAAGGCUAUGAACCCGGACUACAAUAAUAUAAAUUUCCCGAAUUUGAAGCGUGUGGAGCUGAGUACGAUUUUCCCCAAGAACACUGAUCCGGAUUUAAUUAACCUAAUUUCUAACCUCCUGAGAUAUGAUCCCACUGAACGCCUUAAACCCCUAGACGCACUCACUCACGUGUUUUUCAAACCUCUAAUCAUUAAAACUGCCAAUCACGUCAGCUGUACAUCUCAUCGGGAUCUAAACUCUUUACACACCGGGAGCACACUUAACACUGGGAAUACUGGGAACACUGUUAAUACUGUUAACACGGGGAAUCCUGGGGGAGUGGGAAUGAUGGAUGAGUUGAUAGUGGACAUAAUUAACCCGAAUCUGGUGCCUAAUAACCUCUUUGACUUUACUCUUGAGGAAGUCAACUACAUGUCACCACACACCAAAGAAUAUUUUAAUCUCAUAUAA
This is a messenger RNA of Theileria parva strain Muguga, 1579 nucleotides long. RefSeq names its product Protein kinase domain protein (gene Gsk3a). The record is from RefSeq and is a predicted model, not a curated record. Gene Ontology annotation, molecular function: protein serine/threonine kinase activity; ATP binding. Gene Ontology annotation, cellular component: cytoplasm. The coding region runs from base 353 to 1579 and encodes 408 amino acids. The transcript is spliced from 3 exons. NCBI's taxonomy places the organism in Eukaryota, Apicomplexa, Aconoidasida, Piroplasmida, Theileriidae. Gene Ontology annotation, biological process: signal transduction; protein phosphorylation.